Messenger RNA from Akanthomyces muscarius, 1038 nucleotides. RefSeq lists its product as uncharacterized. The transcript is spliced from 3 exons. Bases 1 to 1038 code for a protein of 345 amino acids. NCBI's taxonomy places the organism in Eukaryota, Fungi, Ascomycota, Sordariomycetes, Hypocreales, Cordycipitaceae. Gene Ontology annotation, molecular function: oxidoreductase activity. The record is from RefSeq and is a predicted model, not a curated record.
AUGAUGAAAUGUCAACGUCUUCAGGCCGGCUGGUCGGCCGACGCCCGGCGAAAGUGGGGCCGUGAUCCUCACACACUUACAGCCUCUGUUUCGAGAAGCCAACGCAACCCGAGGCUUUUCAAUAUUUCCUGCACCCGAGUCUUUUCAGCAUCACCACCAGUCACCCACAAUCACACAACACACGCAAUGGCCGCCGCCGUAGCCGUGCCCCGGGGCGACGUCUCCGCCAACCUCAACUACUACCAGCCGCCCGCCGACGACUCGGCGCCCUACAACAACAUCGACGCCAAGCCCCCGCUGCCGGACCGCAACUACUCGGACGUCGUACAGCCGACCACCAUCCACGACAUCCGCGGCCGCGAGGCCGACUUCUCCCUCGACCGCGACGCCUUCCAGGUUGUGCAGGGCGUGCCGCCGUCCGCCGAGGCGUCCUUCACCGACGACGCCUCCAUCGCGGCCAACUACUACCCCGAGGUCGAGCAGCUGCUCCUGUCGCACAUCCCCGGCGCGCAGAGGGUCUUCAUCUUUGACCACACGAUCCGCCGGUCCGACCCCGACGCGAGCCGUGGGCCCGUCAACCGCGUGCACAUUGACCAGACGGCCAGGUCGGUCGAGCAACGCGUGCGGCGCUACUUUGGCGAGACCGGCGAGGCCGACGCCCUCCUCAAGGGCAGGUACCGCCUCGUCAACGUCUGGCGCCCGCUCAACAAGGGGCCGGUCGAGAGCAACCCGCUGUCGUUUGCGUCGACGGCGACUGUCGACGACGGCGACGUCGUCCCGGUCCAGCAUCGAUACAGCAGCGGCUACACGGGCGAGACGGCCGCCGUCCGGUACAACCCGCGCCAGAAGUGGUACUACCUCAGCGGCAUGACGGGCAGCGAGCGCCUGCUGCUCGAGUGCUUCGACAGCGAGUCCCUCAAGCCCGGCACCGGCAUCGGCGGGCGCGCGCCGCAUACCGCCUUUGCGGACCCCAGGACGCGCGUCGACGCCGAGGGCCGCGAGAGCAUCGAGGUCCGCACGCUGGUCUUUGGACCUUGA